GGUCUUGUAUGCAAGACCCAGCGAUUAGUCGUGACAUGCUCUGCAUUCUUACAUCGUCCUCUUUGAGUCUCCCAUUGUGACAGCUCAACCUGCUCAUAUCUAUGUCUUUUCUUUUCUUUUUCCUGCCCUUCACAACGGCCUACGAGUACGGCUAUCCAUCAUGGUUCCUCCCACGGUCUUUGGUCAGAUCGUAGAAAGGACUGCCAUUCCUGCUGAUGCCCUUCCUGUCAAGGUUGGCACCUACGAGCAGGGAAUUUCCGUGCAAGUCACUUGCGGCGUGUUCAUGUCGCUAUCAUGGAUCGCGGUGAUACUUCGAUUCUAUACUCGAGGCGUCCUUGUACGCAACAUAGGGGCUGAUGAUAUAUGGAUUUUACUGGCUGUCAUUUUCUUUACGGUCUACAAUGUUUCCUGCAUUGUUUGCGCAGGUGCCACAAUGGGCGAUGGCUAUCUGCGCAUCGGAAAUGUCGACGCGGCAUUCAACUGGCUUAUGGCUGCGGAAAGCUUCUAUGUCGUUACAAUGUGCGCGCUCAAGGUUUCCGUCUCCAUCUUCUUCUUGCGCGUUAUGAUCAAGCCGUGGCAGAGAAAAAUUGUCUACGCGUCUCUACUGCUCGCGACGCUAAUCAAUAUUGCUUACUUCUUCCUCAUCGUGUUCCAAUGUGGAGUUCCAAGAGGAGGGAUGUCAUUCCUUAUCAAGCAGCUCGCGAAGAAGUGUCUCACGCCUGCACAGUUUCUGGGAGUGUCCUACACGCACGGCGCGAUAUCCAGCGUGACUGACAUAGUGUUCGCACUCCUUCCUUUCACCGUGCUUAGAGAGUCGAAAUUGCGCACGCGGGAACGGGCAACGGUCGUCGCGAUCUUAGCUCUUGCGGCCAUCGGCGGUGUUGCAUCCAUGGUUCGACUUAACUACGUAUCUCGACUCGCCACCGCUGUGGAAACCUGGUUCGCAGAUGCCAACCUCGUAGCCAUUUGGUCUGCCAUCGAACCGGGGCUAGGUAUAUGCGCCAGCUCGCUUGCUACUCUGCGGCCACUUUUCCGUGGCAUCUUCGGCACGAAUUCGUCCUUCAGCAAUUCGAGCUUCCACGCCACGCAAUACGCGCGCUUUCCAUCUCUCAAGUCUGGGUCCACCAGAGUGGAGGAACUUCCUGUGCGCAAGGACGAGUCUAAUGAGUCUUUCGAGUUUAUUCAGACAGGUUUCGCGAACGCCAGGUUUAGCUUACCCCCUCCACCUCAUCAGAUCAUUCCGAAGGAGCCAUGGAGGCCGAGCGCAUCGACGGACAGAUCAGGCAUGACGAGCAGAAUAGGAAAGGCCGAAGAACUUCUGGGAGAGGACUUGAGCAAUAUCAUCUCACCGCGAUUAGGGAAUUCAGUCAGUUGUGAGGGCCCGAGCGAUGCGAUCAGGGCACAUCCACAUAGAUGCAGCUCAAUAUGCAAGCUGCAUGGGCGCAGACCGACAAAAUCGUGAACGGAAGGUCUCAGCUCCUGAGUUGUUGCCAGCGCUUUUUGAUAUUCGAUGCGAUAUCAGCCCUCAAGCGUAGCCAAGCUUUGUCAUUACAGCGGCGCGCACCCAUUCAUUUGCCAACUUCGAGAUGGAACCCAGUGGGGAAGGAGCAGAGCUUUAGGCGUGAAUGAGACUGAAGAGGAGAACAUCCGCACAAAAAGGAUUACGUGGUUGCAGUCCGGUGGAUGAGUGUAUCGGAUGUGAUGAUGCAAAGCGCGCAACGUGCGUUUGUUUUAUCAGUGGAAGUUCCCCCAAAAGCUAGCUUUGAACGGGCGAGAAGAAGGGGAAGAUUCUUACCUUGAUGACGGUUGCAGCGCGAUCAGAAUGGUGAGAGCAGGUUUCAGCGCGCAGGCCAAACCCAUGUGCGCGUUAAGAAUUCAACAUACAACAUCACUGACUUCAGUGUUUUGAGUCAGCGUAUGUUCAUUCUCGUUGUCUCUGUCCGUGUGGUAAAGAGACAAGGUUUAGUUGAGUUGAUAAUUAUGGAGGCCAGUUGCACAACGUGACUACCUCGCACUUCUUUGUUCCGAUCUUGUACAGAUUACCCAAAUAUGCUAAUAAAGACAUUAAGAAUCUGGCCUUAA
This is a messenger RNA of Verruconis gallopava, 2082 nucleotides long. RefSeq lists its product as uncharacterized. The record is from RefSeq and is a predicted model, not a curated record. Lineage: Eukaryota; Fungi; Ascomycota; Dothideomycetes; Venturiales; Sympoventuriaceae. The transcript is spliced from 3 exons. The coding region runs from base 161 to 1462 and encodes 433 amino acids.